AUGACAGCUCCACUCCAGUUCGUGUACUUCCACGUUGUUCACUCGUUGCCCAUGUCUGGUCCGGGUUGCAUGUCUGUGCUUGCAUCCAACACCGCACGAAGAUGGGAAGCGCAACUGCUGCUGGGUCUUGAUGCGGUCAUGCAAUAA
Molecule: messenger RNA, 147 nt
Organism: Peronospora matthiolae
Lineage: Eukaryota; Oomycota; Peronosporomycetes; Peronosporales; Peronosporaceae
Source: the annotation of a GenBank genome assembly